Cotesia glomerata is the source of this 6788-nucleotide messenger RNA. Its product is annotated as receptor-type guanylate cyclase Gyc76C-like. The coding region runs from base 1124 to 5596 and encodes 1490 amino acids. The record is from RefSeq and is a predicted model, not a curated record. Gene Ontology annotation, biological process: intracellular signal transduction; protein phosphorylation; cGMP biosynthetic process. The transcript has 19 exons. Gene Ontology annotation, molecular function: protein kinase activity; peptide receptor activity; guanylate cyclase activity. Lineage: Eukaryota; Metazoa; Arthropoda; Insecta; Hymenoptera; Braconidae.
GUGCUGGCUCAGUAUCGUCGCGAUCCCCGCAAUCGCACAGUCAAUAAAUCGAGGAUAUAUAUUUUUGUCGCGUUUUCGUGCAAUCCGGAUAUACUCUGCCGUGGAAAAAAUAUAAAUACGUCCACUUAGAUUUAAACAUCAUUGCCUUAAAUAAAUAUUUAUCAUUUUUGUCACCGAUUGUUAUUAUUAUAUAAUAUAAGAUAUUUAUCGGGCAAGUGAGUUUGCUUUUUUGUGACAAUUUAUUAGUCUAGAUAAUUAAAAAAAUUAAACAAGUGAAGAAGAAAUAUUUAGCAUUUGAUAAUUAAAUAAUUAACAACACAUGAAAGAAGAAAAGAAGAAACAAUAAUUGUUGAGAAAGGGAAGUUGUUUUGACGAAUUGGCGCGGAAGUGGGUACGAGUGCUGGGGAAAGGCAACAAAAAAAGAGGGAGAUUAAAAUAAAAUAAAUAUAAAUAUAUUCAUUAUAUAUAUAGGAUAAUAAUAAUAAAAAAAACAAAUAAGGAGUAAAGUGCGUCGUCGAUCGCGCGAUUUCAACCGUUUCACUUAUAUCUGCGCUAUAUUAUAUAUCAUUAUCUGGAUAAGUAUGUUUUGUUUUUUACUUUUGCGUACAUCGAUGUAUAAUGGUCAUUAUAAUUGACGAAUUUAUCGAUACUAGUGACGAAAAGUUUUAUUCCAAAUAAGUUUUGUGCAUGAGUUGAGUAAUAAUAAUAAUAGUAAAAAAAAAAAAAUAAAUAAAAAAGGAAUAGUUAUGCGGAAUCGAUAAGAUUCUAUUAUAUGUAUUGACAACUGACAGUUUUUUAGUGUCGAGUAGAGGUUAAAGGAACAACAGUGCAAGUUUUUAAAAUCUGUAUAAAUAUAUAUGCAUAUUUAUAUCUGUAUUUAUGUUUGUAUAAUAAUGAUGUGCUGAACAUCAUUCUAAUUGUGGAUUGGAUUACCAUGCUGGACGCGGCCACAUGUCACAGGUGGCUGCAGUUAGACGUUAAGUCUAUUCCAAAGCCAGAAAAAAAUUGGCCGCGAUAUGUGCUCGAAAUAGCCAAAAGAAUCCAAUCAUCUUCUUGUAGAAGUCAACCUGUCAUGUUGUUCAGGUGAGCAGAAGGGAGGCGCUGACCGGUGGCGGCGGCGGCCAUGCGCCCCGGCCCGCCAUCACCGAGCCGCCGCAGGCCUCCCCGUCGCCAGAAGCAUUUGCCUGACUACUCAAGGACCCAUCAUCAUCAUCAUCACCGUCAUCACAAUCGUCAUCACCACUACUAUCAGCAUCACCAACACCGCCUUCAAAUAUCAGGUGCUCGCCAAAGUGCAAGAGCGAUCUUGCUUCUGCUGCUGCUGGUCUUCGAUUCUUGCGUCGCCCAAGUGGAGAUGGAUGUCGUGGGGGACAAGGCGCUCUUCCAGAACAAUACCCUGGCGCCCCUAUCUGUGUCCACCAGCUCGAGCUCUUCUGGCCUGUCUUUGCAGUCGGGUGCUCCAGUCACCAGCAGAAGACUCGCCAGUCGAAAGCCGCAGAAUCUUACCGUCGGGUAUCUUACUGCCAUCAAGGGUGGUCUCAAAGACAGACAGGGGCUGGCAAUAUCUGGAGCUAUGUCUAUGGCUAUUGAUGAGAUUAACAAUGAUCCAAACCUUUUACCAAAUGUCAAACUGGUGAUGCGAUGGAACGACACAAAGGGAGAAACCGUUGAGGCAACAAAGGCGAUGAUCGACAUGAUUUGCGAGGGAGUUGCGGCUUUUUUUGGACCCGAAGGAAAUUGCUACGUUGAGGCAAUAGUAGCUCAGUCCAGGAAUAUUCCUAUGAUUAGUUAUAAAUGUUCCGAUUACAGAGCUUCAAACAUACCAACUUUUGCGAGAACAGAGCCACCAGACAGACAGGCGUCUAAAUCAGUAAUAGCACUUCUCCUGCACUACGGGUGGACUAAAUUUUCAAUUAUCACGGAAAAGGACUGGUCGCUUGUUGCUGACCAAUUGGUGACCCAGGCUGUUAAUAAUAAUUUAACAAUAAAUCACUUCAAAAUUGUUGAGGAUCGACACAAAUGUUGCGAGGAUAAACUUGUUUGCUGUCAGAAUGUCUGGUUUCAAUUGAUUCAAGAAACUAAAAAUAUGACGAGAAUUUAUGUCUUUAUGGGCCCGUCACCUUCACUCAUAGAAUUAAUGUACGCGAUGCAGAAUCAAAGAUUGUUAGACAAUGGCGAGUACAUGGUGAUCUAUAUUGACAUGAUGACGUAUUCGCAGAAAGAAGCUAGCAAGUACUUAUGGAGACCAAGUGAAUUGAAUACGCUAAAGAAUUGUCUGGAUAUAAAUCAUUUUUUGAAACGAGCCCGUUCUUUACUGGUGGUAGCAUUAACACCACCUCUUCAAAGUUAUGAAAAUUUUACAGAAAAAGUUCAAGAGUAUACAAGAAAAGAGCCGUUCAAAUUUACGGUACCCGAAUUAUUUAACUAUUCGAAUUUUGAAAAAUAUAUAUCUAUUUAUGCGGCGUAUUUGUAUGAUUCUGUAAAACUAUACGCAACAGCACUUGACCAAUUAUUACGGGAACAACCAGAGCGUGAGAUCGACGAAAUAGUUAGUAAUGGUACGCUAAUUAUUCAAACAAUAAUUAGACGGCACACGUAUCAAAGUGUCAGUGGACAGACAAUAAAACUCGACUAUCAAGGUGAUUCGGAAGGAAACUUUUCAGUUCUUGCACUAAAAAAAGAACACUUUCAUUUCAUAGAUGCUUUGAAUUCGUUACCUGUCAAUUUUACGUGUGACUAUCAAAUGAAACCAGUGGGACUAUUUCAGCAGGGUGAAGCUCUAGUGUACAGACCGUCAGAAUCGAUGGAAUGGCCUGGAAAAAAUAAACCAGAAGCUGAACCCGGUUGUGGUUUUCUCAAUGAACACUGUCCUAAAGAUGAUACUCAUGGUCACAGUAUUAUCGCAGCAGCAAUACUUGCUAUUAUAUUGUUCUGCGUUGCUGUUAUAACAAUGAGUAUCUACAGAAGAUGGAAAAUAGAACAGGAAAUAGAGGGUCUUUUAUGGAAAAUAGAUCCUAGUGAUAUACAUGGUUAUCCCCACCAUGAUAAUCUUAUGUCUUCACCUAGUAAGUUAAGUUUAGUUAGCGCGAUGUCUUAUGAAUCAAAAUGUGGUGGUCAAGUAUUUGCACAAACAGGGCAUUAUCAUGGAGUUAUUGUGCGAAUAAAAGAACUAAAAUUUACCAAGAAAAAAGAUAUAUCACGUGACGUGAUGAAAGAAAUGCGUGUUUUGCGUGAAAUAAGACACGGUAAUCUUAAUUCAUUUAUCGGUGCUUGUGUUGAGCCGACAAGAAUAUUAUUAAUUACCGAUUAUUGUGCCAAAGGAAGUCUUUACGAUAUAAUUGAGAAUGAAGAUAUUAAGUUAGAUGAUAUGUUCAUUGCAUCACUAGUUCAUGAUCUCAUUAAGGGUAUGUUGUAUAUUCACGAAUCGUCCGUGCUAGUCUGUCAUGGUAAUUUAAAGUCUUCAAAUUGUGUUGUAACUUCUCGAUGGGUACUUCAAGUUUCUGAUUUUGGUCUUCAUGAUAUGCGACAUUGUGCUGAAUCUGAAAGUAUUGGAGAACAUCAGUACAAUCGAAAUUUAUUUUGGAAAGCACCAGAAUUAUUAAGAGACCCCAAUGCACCUAUUAGAGGUACUCAAGAAGGUGAUAUUUAUUCUUUUGCCAUAAUACUUUUUGAAAUAGUCGGUAGAAAAGGACCAUUCGGUGGAGUUAGUUUGGAACCCAAAGAAAUAAUAGACAGAGUAAAAAAAUAUCCAGAAGAUGAUGAACAUCCAUUUAGACCCAACAUUGAAAUUCUUUCCGAGUCUGACGCGGAUUGUCCUGACUACGUCGUGAACACGAUAACAGACUGCUGGGCCGAGUGUCCUGAAUUAAGACCGGAUUUCAAGACAAUUAGAACGCGCUUAAAGAAAAUGAAAGCCGGUAGACAUCGUAAUAUUAUGGACCAGAUGAUGGAUAUGAUGGAGACGUAUGCCAACAACCUCGAGGAUCUAGUCAGUGAGCGUACGCGCCUUCUCUUCGAGGAGAAACAAAAAACUGAGGAUUUACUUCAUAGGAUGUUACCUAAACCUGUUGCGAAUUGUUUGACUAAUGGAAUCGGUGUUGAACCAGAAGCUUUUGAUUCAGUGACGAUCUAUUUCAGUGAUAUCGUUGGAUUUACUUCUAUGUCUGCUGAGAGUACUCCUUUCCAAGUUGUCAAUUUUCUUAAUGAUCUUUAUACUUUAUUCGAUCGUAUAAUUAAAGGCUACGAUGUUUAUAAAGUCGAAACUAUCGGUGAUGCGUACAUGGUGGUAUCGGGGUUACCGAUAAAAAAUUCUAAUUGGCAUGCAGGAGAAAUAGCUUCAAUGUCAUUAGAGCUUCUUAACGUAGUUAAACAGCACUCGAUUGCUCAUCGGCCGAAUGAUACGUUAAAAUUACGAAUAGGAAUUCAUACGGGUCCAGUAGUAGCGGGAGUUGUAGGAUUGACAAUGCCACGUUAUUGUCUUUUUGGAGAUACAGUAAACACAGCAUCACGUUUGGAGUCAACCGGUGAACCUCUAAAAAUCCACAUAAGUGCCCAAUGCAAAGACGUUCUAGACAAAAUUGGAGGAUAUAUUAUCGAAGAACGCGGAUUUGUGCACAUGAAAGGAAAAGGUGACGUGAAAACUUACUGGUUAGUCGGCGCUACUGAAAAAGCUGUCCAAAAACGCGAGGUUGACAUAAAUGAUUUACCACCACUGUUCUGUCGUCCACGACGCAGCCCAAAAUUAAAUUCAGACUCACGACAACCUUCACUACUCGCAGGACUGGGCGCUGGUAGCAGAAGACAAUCCACCGUUCCGCGACCCACUGAAGACUCAGUCUCACAAUGUGGAAACUCGAGUCCAGUUCCACGUGCUCUUCGCCUGGGAAACCUAGACCGCUCAGUUUUCCUGGACAACAUUUCCAGAAGUACUUUAGUAAACACGACCGUAAAAGAAGAAUCAGACAUCCGUAAGGCAAACGUAAAAGAAGCAAUCGCAAACUUCUUUUCAGAUCCUAAGGAAAAAACUCCACGAGUACUGUCUACGAUAGCUUCUUCGUCGACAACCAGCGAUUAUCCGACUCAGCUACUUCGUGAAACGCGAUCGCUAGACCUGUUUCCUGUAGUGUUAACUGGGAGCGAAUCGUUUCGUCUCAGUAGCAAGGAUCUAAGACACAUAUACAAGUCUUUCGAAAGUUGUGAUAGGUGUGGUGGUGGUAUGCGAGAUAGCAUCAUUGAUAAGGUUAUUAAUAAUAACUAUCCUAAUGGCGAUUUGUUAACGGUGACACGUAACGAUCAUCAUCAUCAUCAUCAUCAUCACUCGUCAAAUGAAGAAGUAGAUUCUCCAUUACUCGGCGAUGAUACUAUUUGCACCGGGGAAAUAGCUAUUGCUAACAAACCCUGGAGAUCCCUUGAUCAAGUUACUCAAGCGUCAACCAACGACAAUGUCACGGAUAAAAAAACUUCCACUAGAAAUUCAAUAAGAAGUUGGCUUGUUAAUUUAUUCAAUGGUAAUGGACUUAGAAAUAGUGACGUUUCAUUAAGACGCGGAGUUAUCGCUGGUUAUGACAUACAAUCUGAACGUGAGAGUAUCGUGUAAAUUUGUUUUUUUUUCCUUUUUUUUUUUUAUUUUACAUUAUUGAAUAAUAUAUUAAUUAAUAAUUAGUUAUUUUUUUUUCUGUAAACUUUCCAAGCGGAUGAAACGCUUGUUUAAUUGUUGCCAUUUAUAAUUCUGUUUAUUUUUAUUCAAUCAUUAUUAUUAAAUUUAUUGAUUAUAAUUAUUAAUUAAAGUAUAGUAUAGAUUUUAAGUAUGUGCAAUUUAUGUAUAUGAAAGUUACCGACAAGUGUAUAUUUUUUAGAUUUUAUAAUUUGUACCGUUAAAAUGUUUAUGGAUAUGUUUAUAUUUAGAUUUUUGAAUAAUUAAUUUAAUUUAAUAUUAUCAUCAAUUUAUUAAUUGAUGAUUACUAUAAUUAUGACUAUUACUAUGUUAAUAAAAUUUAUUUUCGCGGCCUAGAGAGUGCGAUAAACUUUAUAUUUUUUAAUGAAGGCGCUUCGUCGCAACCAAAGUUUAAAAAUUGACAAAUAAAACAAAUAAAAAAUAUUUUUUUGUGUUAAUACUUUGACAGAUGGAUUAUUAAUUAUUAAUUGUUGUGUAAUCUAUUAUUUACAUAAUUAUAUAAUUGUCUGAGUAUAUAAUAUAUAUUAAUUAAUUAAUUAACCAAUUAAUUAAUAUGUAUUAAUUUUUUUGUUCACUGAAGGAAAGCAAAUUAUCUGUAUGGCUGUGAAAAGUGAACUGGAUUGUACCUAAGGUGCUAGCGUAAGAAAUUAUAAUAUCAAUUAUGUCAAAUGUAUAUAACUGAAUAAUUAUAAUAAUUAUGAUAUGAUGAUAUAUAAAUAUAAUAAUGAUAAAUAAUAUUAUUAAUAGUUAUACUGAAAUAACUGAUAAUAUAUGUAAAAACAAAUGUAUAAAUUAAAAAUAAAUAAACAAGAAAAUAAAAUAUACAGACACUAAAGCUAUAUAUAAUUAAUAAAUGUCUAAUUAAUUUUAUAAAUGUACACUACGAUCUAUUGAUAUAUUCUUCUUGUAAUAAAAACCAGUUUAUCCUAAGAUUUAAUUGUUGUCUUUGUUAAUUUAAAAAAAAAAAUUAUCACUUUAGAAUUUAUAAGUUGAAAAUGUUUUUUUGUUGAAGCUAUUUUAAUAUUUUAAUUAUUUAAAUUUAUUAACGUUCUAUGAAUAACAAUUUUGAAUCUAAUUAUUCAAUCUAUUUAUAAACUAUCGCAAUUAUGUUAUU